UGAGAGUUUUUGUUUUGUUUCGAAGCAAUCAAUAACAGCAACACAAAUUGUGAGACAAUUUUUGCCAAUUUGUUAUGUGAAACGAGUUAUUUGAGGCCAAAUCGAAAAUGACGAAAGAAGUGUGUUUCAUUUGCAACACUGAAUCGGAUGAUUUGUGGAAAAUGAAUGAAGUCUCUUCACAACACACGAAUACUCCAAUCGUCGAAUUGUUGAAGGAGAUUCUAGGUGUUUUUGACAUAAAACGAACCAUCGACUGUGAAAGCAAUUGUAUUUGUUCAGAUUGUUUCAAUCGUUUGGAGGAAUAUGAUUGGGCUUGUGACAUAGCCAAAAAACGGGAAAAAGAUAUAAGCGAUACAUUUCUAAAGACCGAAACACUUUAUCCCAAAUUGGGUGAAAGUAAGACGAUUGAGAAUGUGAGCAAAAAAAUCGACUCAAGUGUUGAUCUAUUGCCAAAAGUAGAAGCCGGGCGUAUUCUUUCGUUUGAAUUUCGAUCAACAACGAUACGAAAAAUUACUAUUGAUAAAACGCAGAUAAAAUGCGACCCACCAGAGAGGAAUGUCAUUGGGGAAUCAAAAGAAGUGGUUGACAUCGUGGAUGAUAGCUCAGGACAUGAACAAGAAUAUGAUAUGGAUAUGGAUAUGGAUAGUGGAAGUGAUUUUGAAUGCACACCAAACAAGACAUCAACAAGUAGUAUAUCAAAAGAAAUAGUCGUUCCAACCACAUCACGUUCAAAUCCCAGAAAAAGGCGCAAAAAGAAUACUGGGGCUGAUGACAACGAGUCGUCGAACGAAGAUGAAUUGCCCACACCUAAAAACAGGCAUGAGUGUUUGUAUUGUGGACAGGCAUUCGCCAGAAAAUCCGAUUAUAUUACGCACGUACGAUGGCAUAAAAAGCAACAGAAGCCUCGAUUUAGCUGCGAUAUGUGUUCCUUUGUCCUGGAUGACCAGGCAUCAUUUGAUGCCCACAAAAAGCUUCAUGAAAAUACACCAAAACUUGAAUGUGUGAUUUGCAAUAGAGUCGUUUCAACAAGGGGAAAUUUAACGGCCCAUAUGCGAGUUCAUGGCACGCCGAACCAUAUUUGUCAUAUAUGUGGCAAGGAAUUCAUUCACAAUACUUCUUUCGAUGCACACAUGAAAUUUCAUGACAACAGCCGAUUGUUCAGUAUUCUAAUGGUGUCUAACCCUUUGUUCAGUUGUCAACAGUGUCCUAUGAAAUUCAACAUCGCCACCAAUUUGAAAAACCACAUGCAGACUCAUAGGCAACAUAAGCCAUACGCAUGUAAAAUAUGUGGGAGUCGAUUUGGAUACUUGGGAAAUAUGAGAGCGCACGAGAAGACACACUCAUCAACCGAAAAAAGUCACAAAUGCUCCGUGUGCGAUGCACAGUUUGCAACGCAAUCCAAAAUGAUUCAGCACAUGGACAAACUCCAUUCGACAUCGGUAUUGCAUAAAAAAGAAAAGAGAAAAAGAAGUCAUGUCUACAAUUUUGUAUCGCCAACGAAUGAAUGUGAUCAAAAUGAAUAAAAUUUGCAAUAAAGAUGUGGGUGUUUAUUUAAAUUAAGCUUCUAAGCAUUAUGAUGAUCUUGAAUGAUUCUUUCUUUUUCUUCUAUUUUGAUUUAUUUUCGCAAAAGUAAUUGUUCUUCCAACAAUAAAUCAUUCAAUAGAUAAUUUUUCUGAGAUAUUGAGCUUGAAACCGAAAUUGUACAAAGUAAAACCGAUUAAAUUAGAUUAUUGCUA
This is a messenger RNA of Sitodiplosis mosellana (orange wheat blossom midge), 1736 nucleotides long. RefSeq names its product gastrula zinc finger protein xFG20-1-like. Gene Ontology annotation, cellular component: nucleus. Gene Ontology annotation, biological process: regulation of transcription by RNA polymerase II. The transcript has 5 exons. The record is from RefSeq and is a predicted model, not a curated record. The coding region runs from base 108 to 1523 and encodes 471 amino acids. Lineage: Eukaryota; Metazoa; Arthropoda; Insecta; Diptera; Cecidomyiidae. Gene Ontology annotation, molecular function: RNA polymerase II cis-regulatory region sequence-specific DNA binding; DNA-binding transcription factor activity, RNA polymerase II-specific.